This is a messenger RNA of Arctia plantaginis, 1230 nucleotides long. The record is from the annotation of a GenBank genome assembly. NCBI's taxonomy places the organism in Eukaryota, Metazoa, Arthropoda, Insecta, Lepidoptera, Erebidae.
AUGCCUCUAAACUUACAAGGUGUACGGCAGUACUUAAGCGAGCUUAGAAAUUCUGGUGGUUUGCACAAAGAUCAAGCUGAGAAGUACCGCAAUGUUCUCAUGGAAAUUUUAAAAAGUUCCGAGACUGAACUAGCAGACUCACUCAAAGCGUUUGUGGAAGCAAUUGUGAAUGAAAAUGUCAGUUUGGUCAUAUCCCGCCAGCUGCUAACAGAUGUGAGCACUCAUUUAGCUCUUCUAACUGACCAUGUUUCCCAAGAUGUAUCACAUUUUGCUCUGGAUGUUAUACAGCCAAGGGUCAUUUCCUUUGAAGAACAGGUGGCCAGCAUCAGACAACAUUUAGCUGAUAUCUAUGAAAGAAACCAAAAUUGGAAGGAAGCUGCAAAUGUACUAGUUGGGAUACCAUUGGAAACAGGCCAAAAACAAUAUUCAGUGGAUUACAAGUUAGAGACAUAUCUGAAGAUAGCAAGGCUGUAUCUGGAAGUUGAUGAUCCGGUUCAAGCAGAAGCUUUUGUGAACAGGGCGUCACUGUUGCAGGCUGAAACUACUAAUGAACAACUACAGAUUUAUUACAAAGUUUGUUACGCCAGAGUUCUAGAUUAUAGAAGGAAAUUCAUAGAAGCAGCCCAGAGGUAUAAUGAGCUUUCAUAUCGUAACAUUAUACAUGAAGAUGAGAGGAUGACGUGUCUUAGGAAUGCACUCAUCUGCACAGUACUUGCGUCAGCUGGUCAGCAGCGAUCAAGAAUGCUAGCAACCUUGUUCAAAGACGAAAGAUGUCAACAGUUACCUGCAUACUCAAUUUUAGAGAAAAUGUACUUAGAUCGUAUUAUAAGACGUUCAGAAUUACAUGAAUUUGAGGCACUCAUGCAAACUCAUCAGAAGGCCUCAACAUCUGAUGGUUCUACAAUUUUGGACCGUGCAGUGUUCGAACACAACUUGCUCUCUGCCAGCAAACUAUACAAUAAUAUAACAUUUGAAGAACUAGGCGCUUUGCUCGAGACGCCCCCUGCUAAGGCCGAGAGGAUCGCCAGUCACAUGAUCAGUGAAGGACGAAUGAAUGGAUACAUAGAUCAGAUUAGCUCAGUUGUGCAUUUUGAAACUCGUGAAAUUCUGCCUCAAUGGGAUAAGCAGAUCCAGAGCCUAUGUUAUCAAGUGAAUAGCUUGAUAGAAAAGAUAGGUGCUGCUGAGCCGGAGUGGAUGGCAAAGCUCAUGGAAGAAGAAAUGAUUCAGUAG